This is a messenger RNA of Grammomys surdaster, 2643 nucleotides long. RefSeq names its product interferon regulatory factor 9 (gene Irf9). Gene Ontology annotation, molecular function: protein binding; RNA polymerase II cis-regulatory region sequence-specific DNA binding; DNA-binding transcription factor activity, RNA polymerase II-specific. Gene Ontology annotation, biological process: regulation of transcription by RNA polymerase II; immune system process. The coding region runs from base 168 to 1418 and encodes 416 amino acids. NCBI's taxonomy places the organism in Eukaryota, Metazoa, Chordata, Mammalia, Rodentia, Muridae. The record is from RefSeq and is a predicted model, not a curated record. The transcript is spliced from 9 exons. Gene Ontology annotation, cellular component: nucleus.
GUGGUCAGUGGGCUGGGGAGAUGCCUUAAGAGCAAAUGUUACCUCUGUAGAUGCUUGGAAUCCAAACAGUCUGUUACAAGAACAGGUCAUUAAGGGAAUUCUCCCAAAUAAUACCUAUCUGAAACUCUUCAACUUAUUAAGACCAAUGUCCGAGGCUUCCUUGCAGGAUGGCCUCAGGCAAAGUACGCUGCACCCGGAAGCUCCGGAGCUGGAUUGUGGAGCAGGUGGAAAGUGGGCAGUUCGCAGGGGUGUGCUGGGACGAUACAGCCAAGACCAUGUUCCGGAUCCCCUGGAAGCAUGCAGGCAAGCAAGACUUCCGAGAGGACCAGGAUGCUGCCAUUUUCAAGGCUUGGGCACUGUUUAAGGAAAAGCACAAAGAUGGGGACAUAGGACACCCUGCUGUCUGGAAGACUCGCCUACGCUGUGCCCUCAACAAGAGUUCUGAAUUUGAGGAGGUUCCUGAGAGAGGUCGUAUGGAUGUUGCUGAACCCUACAAAGUAUAUCGAAUACUGCCAGCAGGAACCCUCCCUACCCAACCACGAAACCAGAAGUCACCAUUCAAGCGAAGUAUCAGUUCUGUGUCACCAGAGAGGGAAGAGAAUAAGGAAAAUGGGAGGGCCAAUGGAGUUGUAAACCACUCAGACAGUGGCUGUAACUUCAGCGGCCGUGGCUGCAGUGGUAGUGACAGCUGCAGCAGCAACAGCAGCAGCAGCAGCAGCAGCAGCAGCAGCAGCAGCAGCAGCUCUGAGCUAGAGGAAGGAGCUGGCAUAAUGGAAGCUACCAUUAGAGAGGACCCGGUGUUCAUGGAGCACCAGCUUCCUCUGAACUCAGACUACUCGCUGCUGCUCACCUUCAUCUAUGAUGGCCAUGUGGUGGGUGAGACCAAGGUCCACAGCCUAGACUGUCGGCUUGUGGCUGAGCGCUCAGACUCAGAGAGAAGCAUGAUGCAGGUGGAGUUUCCCAAACCUGGUCCACUGGAGCCUAUCCAGAGCCUGCUGAGUCAGCUCGAGAGAGGCAUCCUGGUGGCCAGCAAUUCCAGAGGCCUCUUUGUUCAGCGCCUUUGCCCUAUCCCCAUCUCCUGGAAUGCACCCGAGGCCCCACCUGGGCCUGGUCCUCAUCUACUGCCCAGCAAUAAGUGUGUGGAGCUCUUCAGGACUACCUACUUCUGUAGAGAUUUGGUCCAGUACUUCCAGGGCCAGGGGCCCCGACCCAAGUUCCAAGCAACACUGCAUUUCUGGGAAGGGAGCCCUGGCUCUGGCCAUACCCAAGAGAAUCUUAUCACAGUGCGGAUGGAGCAAGCCUUUGCCCGACAUCUACUGGAGAGGGUUCCCGAGGAGGAGAAAGCCGCCUUGUUCCUGGUACAGCACGCAGAGCCCUCACCUGCCGCUCUCACCCUCUCGUCCUCGGGUCUCCACUGAAAUAGACUUGUUCUCCACACAGUUGGUCUGCCUGCUUUUGUGAUGAUUCUUACCACUGUGGGUUAUCCAGCAUGGCCAAGAGAAAGUGCAAGGAUAAUUUUUAUCCUUAAAAAUUUAUUUUCAGGGCCAGACUUGUUGGUGAAUACUUGUAAAUUCAGUACUAGGGAGACAGACCAAAUGAUUAUGAGUUCAAGGACAACCUGGGAGAGACUUUUAUUUCCUUUUUUCAAAGCUAUAUCCUCUUUCAUCUCUAAGGAACUGGAAAGUUCCAAAGGGUGUGUUCUCAGAGGGAAUUUUGCUCUUCUCCCAAUCCCUAACUCUAAAUUUAAGCACUUUAUAUAUAUGUAUAUUUUUUCCCUCAGUCCUCAUUAGACUAAAAUAAAAUUUAGCUGGGUGAGGUAGUAUGCACUCGGCACAUGUGGGACAUGUGUGACUUUGAAUUCAAGGCUAGCCUUGGUGACACUGUCUCCAAACAAUAAGUAAAAGCUUACUAAGAGAGAGACCAGGGUCUGACUUGUUAGGAUUGGGUAGCAGGGAUGAUGGAGAAUUGUACAGAUGGAGACUAAGGUACCCAGUAUCUGGGCUCUCUGUCUCAUGGCGAUUCGGAUUCCUCUGCUCUCCUCUGCCCAUAGGCCUAGCCAGAAUGCCAUAGUCUCUAACACAUGAUGAUUCUCCUGCCCCAGCCUCCUCAGUGCUGGGGUUCCGUGUACACCACCAUGCCUGACCGUACCACCAUACCUCUCUUUUCUCUUUCUUCCAAUCAACCCUCCCCGAUCCCCUCUCUUUCAGACUUGACCUAGUACUUCCAGGGUAAGGGGCUCCCACCCAAGUUUCAGGCAACCAAGGUCGGGUUGGAGUCUCUAAGAGAGGCGCUGUUGCUCACAGGCAAACAGCACUAUAGCCACGCAGUGGUUCAUGAGCUUAGCCUCCUUACGCCCAUAUGUUGAAUACUUGGUCUUCAGUGGAACCAUUUGCGAAUUAUUAGGAGGUGUGGCAUUGUUGGAUGAAUUGUGUCACUGGCCUUGGGCUCUGAGGUUUCCAAAGACCCUGCCAUUCCCAGGUAGCACUCUCUCUGUGUCUCAUGCUUGUAAAUCAGAUGUAAACGCUCAACCCCAGUACCAUUCCUGCCUGCCUGCCUGCUGCUGCUAUGUUCUCUGCCGUGAUGGUCAUGGAUUCUAAACCUUUAGAAAUAUGAGCCCCAAAUUAAAUUGUCUUUUAUAAGUUG